CUCGGCCUCGGCCUCGUUACAAUUCAACCCUCUUUUAACAAUUUAACGUCACAGUCGCAAUGUCAAUUCAAAAGCUUCGUUUUUAACCAAAAAUUAAUUUCUCCUACGUUAACAUUCAAGUUACAGAAAAGAAGUUAACUGUACUCGUUGCACCAGUGUGCGCAUCACAAAACGUGACGUUUCUACAACGCGACUAAUAAAACGGAUAAAACGUCAGUGUCUACACGUACGGUCACUCGAGGGCGCUUAUUUAGUCAACGUGUCAUAUAAUCAACGCACGCAUUCUUUCAACGGGGAUCUAUGUAAAUAGGUACAUAUUGUGUGUGUAACUAUCCCGAUUCAUCUGUGCUCCAUACACGAUUUAUUUUGAAGCUUUAGCCCGACCAUUUCGCUGACAAUAUGAUCGUGACCACAGCCCGGACGGAAAUAAAUAACGAGAUUGUAUUAUUGAGGCAGUGCGUUCGUCAGGCUCGUAUAUGUGUAAUAAAUAAAUUGAUUAGAGAAGCUAAAAAACUAAAAAUCAAUCGUGGUAAUGAGAAACAAUUAGAGAAGAAUAAAAAUAAAGCAGAUAAACUUUUGAGGGAGGUUUUUGCUUUGAAACAUAUCAAGGACGAUGAGAUAUCGAAAUUUGGAAUUGUUAAUUCGGAAAAGAUGCAAGAUAUAUUACAGUAUUCACAGUCAGACGUUAAGUCUAGGGCUAUGGUAAAAGUCGCUCGUUACAAAUCUUUAAACACUAAAAUAAUUGAAUUUACAAAGAAGUUUCCAAAUUAUGAAGAAUACAUUUCAUCGAAGAAGCAUUUUUCGAAAAAAAAGAGGAAGGAUCUUGCAAGUGGCUGCAGUAAAAAGAAUUCAAGAGAAUUCCCAAACACUACAAAUAAAAUGAAUGCUCCAUUAAACACAGAAGACAUAAAAGGUCCAGAUUGCGUUACCUCUGUAAGUCAAUUAGAAUGCACAAAUCAACCGUGGAAUACAGAAAUGGAUGCAAGACAUGACAAGCUAUCAGAAACGAGGUUAUCUCGUGUAUUAGAAGGUAAUAGACAGAGUGAACAAUCUAAAGGGAUUAAUGACCAAAGUAAUGAUCAGAAAGCAAUGUCUGACACCAAAGUUGUAAGCAAAGAGGCUACUGUUAAAAGAUUCACAGAUAUUUUGCAGGAAUCAAGUCAGCUGGGAGCGAGCAACGAAUAUGACAAAUGUAACAAGCAGCAAGCUUCUCGGAUGCUUGACUCAGUUACAAGAGCAGACGACUUUUUCUUAUCUUCGGACAAGGUCAUUUCGUGUUUGGGUGUUUCAACAUUUUUGCAAGAGCAAAAGGAUAAAACUUGCAAAAAGAGAAGCAACGAAAUGCAAAAAGUAUAUAAAAAGGACACUUUGUAUCCUGAAAAUAGUGGUAAGCAGGCAGGUACAAUGCUUUGUAUGCAGAAAAAAGAUGUUCCUAGGAUCAAGGAAACGUCUGUACAUGGAAAUUACAGCUGCAUAAAUUUUAUGGGAAGUGAAAAUUUACAUCCUUCUUGGGCUGCACGAAGAAAGCAACAAGACCUUAUGAAGCAAGGUUUUCAAGGGAAGAAGAUUCGAUUCAACGAGGAUUAAUUAAACAAGUUACAAUUUCUGUAUUAAAAUUCUUUUGGUAUUUACAUAAAGAAAUUGCUAUACACGUUAUAUAGAUUGACGAAAAAAAAAAGAGAAAAUAAAUAUAUGGGUUUAUUUCGUUUUUUAUUUAAAUAUAGAUUUGAGUUAUAAAUUGUACAAAAAGGCUAUGACUUCACAAAGACAAGAAAAUUAACGCUUAAAUUUGAUGAAAGGGUCAUUGCGUCCAGCGCCUAAGUAUGUUUUACACGUAAAUCGUUGUCAGAUUUGUUUUUUGCACGUUUGCGGUGAUCAGUUACGAUGCACAUUCUAUCAACGUUUCAACCGUAAUUAACCGAUAAACGCGUUAACGGAUCGGCGCAUAAAUUCUGGAGGUAGUGUCUGUAAUUUAUCUCACAAAUAUUAUUCAAAGUAUAUUGAAGUUGGGAAUAAUUUAUACAAAGUACGUUGUUUCUCUUUUGUUUGGCGUCUCAGAAGUUCAUUUAAUUUAAUGUAUCCAUAAGUGAAUACUAAAUGGGUAUAAUCUUAAGCAAUAUAUCCAACAGGUUUGCUAUCUUUCAAUUGUACGUCGUAUUCGAUAUCGUUAAAUUUAUAUUUCUUUUUGUCCAGUUUUAUCAAUUAUAUAUAUGCCGUCGAAAUACAUGGUUGUCUGUCUGA
Molecule: messenger RNA, 2241 nt
Organism: Dufourea novaeangliae
Lineage: Eukaryota; Metazoa; Arthropoda; Insecta; Hymenoptera; Halictidae
Exons: 4
Coding region: 400-1587 (395 amino acids)
Biological process (GO): maturation of SSU-rRNA
Cellular component (GO): 90S preribosome; nucleus
Source: RefSeq, a predicted model, not a curated record